UUUCAGUGUUGGUUGUAGUUCAUCGACGAACAACCAGAUUGCAUCCGUGUUUCAGUCAAUUCUGUCGUUGGAAUUAUGGGCCGCGUUUGAACGAAUGUAUCUUACCAGUUUUAUAGUUAUAGAGUACCCACGCACACGGCGCACGGUUCUUUUAAUCGCCCCGCGCUCUUAAAACAUGUACACCAUCAAAAAAAAUAUUCCCCCAAACAAUCCUUAAAAAAAUGUCUAAUCAAAACAAUUGAAAAUGUCAACGUUCUUUAAAAGGAAAUAAUUGCCCCCCCCCCCCAGAAAAGUGUAAAUACAUCUCCCGCUAAAAAGUAAGGUUAUGUAAUUGUUUGGUAAGGAUCCUGUGCGCCGCGUUCGAUUUCAAUGACAUUUGAACAGUGCGCCAACAACAUUUUGCAAAACGGUUUUUGAUUAAAAAAUAAAUAGUGUGUGUGUGUGAAAUUCAGUGCAAUCAGAAAACGAAUUUUGUGUUUUGUUCGUAAAUAGUGAGUUAAUUUGUGCAAAGCAUGCAAAGUUUUGUGGAAUGUGUUGUCAUCAUCAUUGAUUCUGUAUCAAAAAUGCGGCUAAGAACAGUGGAAAAUUGAAUUUGGGUUCCUUUGAAAGGUUGUUGAUCGACCGGUAGUUUUCACCAAAUGCUAUAAAGUGAUUAUCAAUUAAAGAGAAGUUGUAUAUUGAAGAAGAAGAAGAAGAAAAAGAAGAAAUGGAAGGCAUUAAAGGAAAAAGUGAAAAAUGUGUCAGAGAAAAAUUGAGGGAAAUGAGGUGAGAGGAGGAUAGAUAGACCGAUGUCAGGGUCAAGGAAGUGUUUUUCAAAGGGACCAGAGGUCGUGGGAGUCAUUGCGACUCGUCGAAGAGGAGGAGCUGUUGUGGAAGGGAAAUGCGGAAGUUUCUGGUAAGCUGGCUUACCCUGCGUUGGAUUUAGGGGGCUGUAUGGAGGCCGGGGGGCUUUUGCCCCGCCAGCCCCCGCAAGGCCCCCCUGGAUCAAUUUGCUCGGGAAUGGUCCAGGGUUCAAAUCAAUUGAGCAAUAAUAACGCGAAUCAAUCGCCAUUGCACGAUCUCAAUCCAGUGGGCAAUCAGUUGAGUUUGACGAGUCAACAGCAGUUGCAGUUGCAGCAACAAAUGGGUCAGGCACCCGGUAUGGGUGAGGCGCUCACCCCCAAAAGACAAGCGGUUGUCGAUAGAUUAAGACGAAGAAUUGAAAGUUACCGUCGACGGCAAACUGACUGCAUACCAAGAUUUGAUCAGAGUUUUACUGGACAAUGCGAGCAGAAUAUUCAAGAUACAUUGGUGUUGAAGCAACGUUUUCUCGAGAGUAAGGCGAAGAGACAGGCCAAGAAGAGCGACAAGAAGCAGAGCGAACCCGUUGGCCUCUCCAGUAUACAUGUGCAGCAAAAAUUCCUGAAGAGGACGACAGAAGAUUUGGAGCCAUCGGGGGGUGGUGGUGGCGAUGGAACAUUUGGUGAGCCACCGGUGAAGCUACAGUGCACGCAGGGUCAACAUCAACAUCAGCAAACUCAAGGCGGCGGUGGUGGUCCUCACUUGGGACACGGUCCACAUCUAACCGGAAAUGGCACCAAUCCCACUGGGCAGCAAGCCGGUGGUGGUGGAGGUGGUGGUGGCGGCGGUAAUGGCACCGGUGGCACCGCCGGCAACGAGGGUCUCACCAAAUUCUCCGUGGAAAUUGUCCAACAACUCGAAUUCACCACUUCGGCCGCAAAUUCCCAGGCGCAACAGAUCUCGACGAACGUGACCGUUAAGGCCCUGACGAACGCCUCCGUGAAGUCUGACCUGGUGAAUUCCUCCUCGUCCCCAAAACCCGGACCCGACUCCCAGACGAACGCCCCGAGGCCUCAAAAUCCACCCGCCGGCGCCGGCAGCAUCGGCUGCGUUGACAUCGGGAACCUCGUCGAGUGCAAACAAGAGCCGGACAAUGAAUUCGUCGAUUUGGAGCAGUGCGCCGCCGCUCUGGAAAAAGACGCGGCCGCGAAUGGCGCCGGUUUUCCGGGUUUCUCCGAUUUUAUCGGCGACGACACUGGCGACGAAAUAAUCACCUCCGACGCAUUCAAAGACCUCAUUUCGGAGAUAUCCGACUUCCAUCCGGAGUUCAUGAAGGACUUUGACUUCGAGGACAAGAGUGUGGACGCACUGGCGAAUAGUGCAAUCAGCGACGUGCCAAACAAUGGACAAAUUAAAAUCGAGGACGACAAGGACUCGAUCCAUCAACACGCGACCAACGGCAACGGCAACAAUCCCACCGUGGUGUCCAACUCUAGUCCCGGGAAUUUAGCCUCCUCCCAAUAUUCCCCAGCGAGACUCCCCUAUUCGGGCCUCUCCGAAAUGAGCCCCGCCGCUCAAACCCUCAAGCAAAUGGCCGAACAGCACCAACACAAGAGCCAACAAAUGGGUCUCGGUGGCUUCAAUCCAAAUUCAACUGCGGCCCGAGGACCCACCGCGAGAUCGCCAUACGCCGAAUUCUCACAAUUCGGCGGACCCACCGACUAUCUCGGCAGUCCCAGCAACAAUGUCACGCAGUCUUCGCAAAAUCAAAACGCACCCAACAGUGGCAACUAUCACAAGAACAAUGGCUCGCAGGGAUUCCAGAAUCAGCAGAGCGCGGACAUUUUCGGUGCUCAGACGCAAUUUGCGAGCCUGGCGGAUAUGAAGAGGCCGCAGCCGGGCGGCGGGAAGCCGAACAUGCUCGCGCCUACCGGCGGCUACAAGCAACAGUAUUCGCCUUACGGAAGUCCCGGUUCAAUGCCCAAUCAUGGGAGUCCUGGUUAUCCUCUACCUCCACGAGGGACUCCGGGCGCUGGUCCCAAUCAACCUGGCUCACAAGGACCCUUCACCAGUUCCACACCACCGAGACCACCGUCCGGUUCGGGGACUUCCACACUUCAAAUCAAUCAGGCACAACAGUUACACAUCAGCAAUCCUGGUCAUCAAAUUCAGGUGUCCGCGGGACAGCAUAUGCAGUUGACGGGCGAUUUGAAGCCCGGCGUGUCCGUUGCCGCCCAACAGGGAAUGUACUUCAGUCAGCAGCAAGCGCAAAAUCAAGCAGGUCCAGGUGGACAGAACGAUUCCUAUUGUACAGUGUCGCAAUCGCAAACAAUUAAUUUCACGCAGCAGAGUCUGAGGCAGAGGGCGGCUGCAGCAGCAGCGGCCGCCGCUGCCGCUGGUGGUGUUCCACAAUCGGCUGGUGCACCAGGAGGACCCGGCGGCGCACCGGGAGCGCCAGGAGCGCGGAAUCAUCCCCAACAGGUGCCUCAAAAUCAAGUUGUUGAUCAACAUCACGCUAAGCUUCUUCAACAACAGCAAAUGAUGCGCGCUCAACAGGUGAUGCAGCAGCAACAACAGCAGCACAUGGCAGGAAGUAUGGGAGGUGUAAGGCCACCGCCUCCGGAGUACAAAGCAGCGGCUCAAGCGCAGAUGAUGCAUGCAGGAAUGGGAAUCGGUCAGCAAGCCAGGUUUCCCAAUGCAGGUACAAUGCGCAGAGUUACGCAGCAACCUAUGCCACCUUCCGGUCCGAUGAUGAGGCCCCAAAUGGCUCAACAGCAGCAGCAGCAGCAGCAGCAGCAAACGCAGCAACAGCAAACUUUGCAUGCGGCUGGUGGGAAUAUGUACAUGGGCGGUGGUGGAAUGGCGGCGAUUGGAGGAAUGCAUCAAAUGCACCAGAGAUUAGGAUAUCCGAGGACAAAUAAUCAGCGGCCGCCGAAUGUCAGUGUGGGGCCAACGGACAACAUAGGCAAUAGCAUCGCUGGCCGUGGACCGCAGCAGGAAUGGCGGCAUCUUUUAAUGCAGCAACAGAACUUCCAGGCUCAAAUGCGGCCGCAAUUCAAUCAACAAGGACACCAAGGUGGCUUUGGAAUGGGAAAUGCGGGCGGAAUGCAGAUGAGCGCUGCACAGAUGCAACAUCAACAGCAAAUUCUACGAUCUCAAAGUGGCGGUAUGGGAGGAACUGGUAUGCCCAAUAGUUCGCAAAUGCAACAAUUGCUAACGCAACAACAUCAACAGCAGUCCCUUGUGAUGCAGCAGAACAAUAAUCAGAUGACUAUGCAGAUGCAAAUGUCGCAGUCGAGUUCUGUGACCAGCACGGGAACUGGUUCGCCAAUGCAUCCACAUCAACAAUACGGUGGCGGAAGUCCAGGAGUUCGAGGUCUACCACAGCAGCAUUCUCAGCCAUCCCAACCAGAUCCGUCGAUAGGAACAGCGGACUUUAAUUUCGAUCUUCUCGAUAAUUUACCGACUGGCGACGCAGCCAACUUCAGUGCCCAGGAACUUCUCAACUCACUGGACCAAACUGCUGGUUUCAAUCUCGAUAUCCUGUAAAAAAAAGAAACAAGGAAACAAGUUCCACCCUCCAGCCCCCCCAGAGACUUGAAAAAUCAUGAAAACUUCCCCUCUUUAUUGCCAUUUGGUUUCUCAUGACAAUGAGUGAGAAUUGAAGCAAAAAAACUCAAUCUUGUUUUUUUUCUAAACUUUUACGAUUGAGACAAAAACAAUUGUUAUAUAUGUGAUUUAAUGCGAUUUUAUCUAGAGGAACAAUUUUUUUUAUUCUACUUUACGGAAAAAAAAGUGUUUCCUUCUUCUCUUAAAGGAUAAAUCGCAGAAAAAAAAAUUUAGUAAAAUUUAUCUUGCCGCGAUGUUUACGCUCUUAGCAAUUUUGUGCGUAAUCACGGGGAAUGUACCCGUUUAAAUGAAUGAAAAAAGAAAUUGAGAAAUUGAUUUUCUUCGCACGGGUGCGAUAUAUAUAGGUGAAAAGAUGAAAAAAGAAAAUUUUUGUCCGAACCCAGAAGGUUACUGCGUUGGAUUUAAUUCCUUUUUCUUACGAGCAUUAUUUUUUUUACUCUACACUUUUGUUUUUCUGUCAAGGUUUUUUAGAAAAUUAUUUGUAGAAAAUGAAUAUUUUACCAGUUCUUUCGUUAAUGAAGAGAAAACUGGACGAGCUUUUUAAUUUUCCAGUAAAUUAUUUCCUGUUCUUUUUAAAGAUUCAAAUUCGGGUUUUUUUUCUAUUUUUGAUGAAAAUAGUUUAGCAUUUUUGAUAAAAAUGAAACGAAAAUUUCAGGUCUCGGAUAUUUGGACUUUCUUCGACUUUUUUCUUUUUAAAAAAUCGACUUUUUUCCUAAAAUACAAAGUUGAUUAGAUUUUUGAACAAAAAUUCUUCUUAAAAAAAAGUCAAUUAUUUUCGAAAAAUAAUAUUAUAAAGAAGG
Molecule: messenger RNA, 5210 nt
Organism: Leptopilina heterotoma
Lineage: Eukaryota; Metazoa; Arthropoda; Insecta; Hymenoptera; Figitidae
Gene: mam
Product: neurogenic protein mastermind-like
Exons: 8
Coding region: 934-4329 (1131 amino acids)
Biological process (GO): Notch signaling pathway; positive regulation of transcription by RNA polymerase II
Cellular component (GO): nuclear speck
Molecular function (GO): transcription coactivator activity
Source: RefSeq, a predicted model, not a curated record